AACUUCUGUCUCCCAUACAACAGCGGAGGCUACACCGAAAAGCAGUUUGUAAAAUGUCUGAUUGUCGAUAAUUGGCCUUCAGAACGUGACGAGAAUUUGAGCAUGUGGUGUGCAGGCUCAACCUAAGUGCUUGUGUAACCUCUGUUGAUAGAAGUCCGAAACCAAAACUUUCAGGUGACAUUAUACAGAGAAGGCAAUCUCGGUAUUGGAGUAUACCCCUAGUGUUCUGUGGCUGUGAUAUGGCAGCGUCUUGUGAAGAAAGAAUCUAAAUGUGGCUGAAGAAAAUUUGCAACUGUAAGAACAGCUCAUGAACUAGAAAACUACUCGGUGAAUAUUGUUCAGUUACGUGCUUUUGUUUGUGCAUUUUCGUGAAAUCAGAUACACACAGGAGCAUUAAACUUAGACCAGUGUUACAGGAAUGUCGUGGAAGAUAUUAUUCGGAUCCAAAUACAUCAACGUGCAUCAUAGAUGGUGAGGGUUGAGCAUCAGCGUAAUCAUAACAAAAACACACAUUUCGUUGGAUGAUGUCAGUGAACCCGUUGGAUGCUGCCAGUGAAAAAAAAGAAAACAGACUGAAAUUGUUACAUUUCCAGCGUUUCUAGUUGCUGUCCAAUGUAUUCCUCAUAAUCGCGUACCUCUUGGGAUACACGUUUAAUUCAGAUGGUCAUUCUCAUGACAGUCUAAACAUGUGUGAUUCUCCCGGACGGCCGAUAAUGGAGGACAUCUCCAAAGCCUCCCCGUCCAUCAGGACUGUUGAUGACAACGCAUACAUCGCAUACAUGACACCCCCAGUGGCUCUCGAGAUACGGAAAUCAGAAAGACUGAAGAAAACCUUGAUAAACAUCGCGAAAAAGUUCCUCGUCUUUAUGAUCUCCCAGGUCGGUCUAACGUGCUUGGUUAUAGGGUAUUCCAUCAUGGGAGGGUUCAUCUUCAUGAAGUUAGAAGCUGAACAAGAAAUCAAGAAUAGGUUUGGAGUGGGAAUUACGAGAAAGUUAUAUGUUAAAAGGUUAUGGGAUGUCACCGAGAACUUAAACGUACUCUUUGAGGCUAACUGGUCAGCAAGUGCAGAUGAAAUUUUCAGGGAUUUUCAACAAGAUAUUUACAAGACUGUGAGAGAGACGGGUUGGGAUGGCACUGAGAUUGAAGAAGCCGUUGAGUGGACGUAUGCGGGGGCGUUGCUUUACUCCGUCACUGUUAUCACAACUAUAGGUUACGGACAUCUGACACCUCGUACUUUCUGGGGUCGCCUGGCAACGAUACUAUAUGCCCUGGUGGGGAUACCCCUUACUCUUCUCUGCCUCACCAACAUUGGCUCCUUCAUGGCAAAGUGUUUUCGGUUCUUUUGGAAAAAGAUCCCACGAUGCAAAUGCGCAAGAAAAAAUCCCCAGCCCGGAAGAAUCCUACAUCGAAUGUCCGACCCGAGCACAACAAGCUAUACGUACGGAAAUGAAGGAGCGAUUGAUAGUGUUGUGGAAUGCCCACCCGAAAACAACAACACUAUUGUGCGAAUACCAAUUUUCGUGUGUCUUCUGCUCCUAGCGGGGUAUAUAUUCCUUGGAGCCAUGUUGUUCACUCUGUGGGAACCAGAGUGGAAUUAUUUGGAGGGUUCGUAUUUCUGUUUUAUAACACUGAGUACAAUUGGGUUUGGGGAUUACGUGCCCGGCUAUCGUCACGACUCUUGGCACAACCAAGCUAAACGUAUCUCGUGCACUUUGUACCUUCUGUUCGGACUGGCUUUGAUAUCAAUGUGCUUCGACCUAAUUCAAUCUGAAGUUAGGGAAAUAUUCAAAAGCUUAGGCAGAUCAAUGGGGAUAUCUAAAUCUGGCCCCGAUAGGGUUUGAAAAUACCAGAUCUUUACUUACUAUUGGACUGGGACCACAGACCGAAGGAUUUGGAUUGUACAUGAGAUUGUAGAGAUAACUGUUCAGUGCUUGUGUAGGCCUCAGAAUGUUCUGAGAAGCAAGGCUCAACAUCUACCUAGUAUGUAAACCUGGGUGAAUAAAGAACUCAGAAAUAAUUGAUCCAGGAAUUAAAUGCAAAUCGUAACGACCCACAUUCAAGAGCAUUACUCAUAAUCUACGAUAAGGUCACAUCACUAAUCUGCAAUGUCAUUUGUUCACCUUGGGGGUGACAGGCAAUUUUGAGGAUUAAUGAAAUAAUUAUGAACGAUUAAGGGAAAUGUAUAUUUGACUAAUUGUUGUGCCGCUGCUACACCUACACACCGCCUUCGUGACUUGUAAAACCACAGUGCAUUAUUUGGGAUAUUUCAGACUUAUUUUGAAACAACUAUAUUAAUUUGUUUUAUGUUUGUCAGUUAUAUGUGCCUGAAAUUACAGCUCACAGUUGGAACGUCGGAUCUCAGAAUAAGGUUUGUGAUUUUUGAAAACUUGGUGAUAUUACGUAAAUAAAAAAAUGCUCAUUUACAGAUGUACGUCCUUUGCCUUUUUAGCUUUUGUGUGAAACUCUAUGUGACAAAUGGCCUUGAAUACAAUAAACAGAACACGAUUCUGAUAUAUUAUUUUAAGUCAGUCAUAAAAUACUGCUCAUGUGACGAAGAACCAUACCAUGCCAGCAGAACCCUCAGAUAUAUCCAUACUUAACUCUCUUCAGUAAGGAUUCCGUAAUUCGAUACAGCCGUGCUGUAGUCGAAACUCCAAAAAAAUGCGAGGUCAAAUUUCCAAGUUGAUUUCAUUACUUAUUUACCUUUUAUCUGAUAUGGGAAUAAUCUGAUACGGUGUCAUGUCCUCAAGGGAGAUAGCUGUCUUUACAACGCGUAGCCCAUUACAUUGUAGUUUUGCUCAGGGUUAGAGACCCGACACCAUGUGUAGAUAUUGGCAAUGUUUCACUCACGACACAAGGUGGGUAUGGUCAGUGCUCCAUAAAACAUACUAUAAUGGCAACGUGUUUUCUGUAUACGUAAUAUUUGAGAGCAAAGAACAUAAGCAAUAGAAAUGCAAAAUUAGUUUCAUACUAUUAAGAUGAAAUUGAUGUGAGUUCGUAAACGGUCCAGUUCGACUGGCUACCCCUUUCUAUCCAAGCUGCCUUUGUCCUUCCACGGUGUAACAAGUAUACCUUAAUGUAUAACUGUCUGUUCAUCAGCGUUGAAUGCCAUCAUGUUUCCAUGCAACGUCAGAGCAGCAAUGCAAUGGGACAUUUUCACGAAUAACCUCAUAUAGAGUUAUUCGUAAUUCGAGAAAAACGAGGGUACUGAUAUCAGACUACAGGACAGAAAAGGAUAUGCAAGGACUACAGUAUUAAAUUGUCUUUGACUAUAUAUCGAGAUUACCGCGUUCCAUUUAACGGGGUAUGUCUGUUUAUACAUGUGGAAAUCAAGCAUUGCGAAUGACGGUAUAUUUCCACAUAACACUGAUGUCAAUGAGGAAUGUUCACUGCCUCUUAUAUUCACUGCCUCUUAUAUUCACUGCCUCUUAAAUUAUGUGUGAGAAUCUCACAUGAGUGUCUUUUGAUAUCAAAUAUAUCAUCACGAGUCGCUAAACGUUAAACAACUCGAAUCUAGCCGAGUAGUUUUAAACCUUUAUCAAUGACUUUAGAUAUAUUUGAUAUCAAGAGCAACGUCAGAAAGAUUGAUUUAUUAUGUAAAAUUAUUCUUCUAAAUUCUUCAGAUUGUAAACAGUAGUAACCAGUGUCUUGAGUGUAAAGCGUACAGCUAUCCAGCUUCGGGGGAGAAUGACUAGUAAUGUCAUUAGUUUGUUACGUCAUGGCAACCGAUGAUGUCACAGUGAUCAGCAAAGCAUUGUGGUGCAAUUCAUCGCAGCGACAUUUCCUUUGAGACGCAAAAUAUUCAAAUUGAAUUGAUAACCUGCAGGCAUGACUGAUAGGCGUGUAGUGUAUGUAUAUCUCAUUAGCGUUAUUGAAACAAGUAAGUUCAUAUAAUUAGGUAUUAAACUUAACACAUCCAAGAGUAAGUGCAAGACAAAGGUCAUGGUGAAGUAAGGUUCCAGUUUGUGCACGUUAGAUUUCCUAGACGGAUACCCAUAUAGUAAUCGUAAGUCGUUGUGGCAAAUCAUAACAUGUUAUUAGAGGUGAAGUCAGGUGAAAUGGGGUUUAACGUCGCGUUCAGGAUUAGUGCACGUAUAGAACGACGUGUAUGCACGUGUGUUGUUGGCUGUACUAGUCUAGACUAAUGCCGAUUUCAUAGUGCUAGCCCACUGGGAUGUCAUUUCGCAGUUUAACAUGAUACUCGACCAGUCCGUGUUUUAGACCCUCAAUGCCGAUGGCAAGACAGGGAAACAACAAGUACCAUUUUUAACGUCUUUUGGUAUGACGCGGCCGGGGGUCGAACCCCGUACCUUUCGCUCUCAGGUCAGAAGCUCUACCACUAGAGUACGGAACCCCAUCACAUGUUAUUAGAACUUCCAUGUGUUGUGAUUCAAGUAUACAUUAAACUAUACAAUUAGCUUUUUCAGCUUAUUACGCAAUCGUACCAGAUAUACAUCCUAUGUAGUUCAGUCAACUGCUCCACUUCCACAACACAGGGUAUGCACCUAGGGUGGAACCAGUUGUUCAUACAAUCAAACAACUCCAAUCGCAGCAACAGGGUACGCAAUUUGGGUUGAACCAGUUGGUAGAACAAUCAACAGACCUACAUCAUUGACAGGGUACGCACUGUGGUUGGAACCAGCUGGUAAAACAAGCAACAGACCUACAUCAUUGACAGGGUACGCAUUGUGGGUGGAACCAGUUGGUAGAACAAUCAACUGACCCACAUCAUUGACAGGGUACGCACUGUUGGCGGAACCAUUUGGUAAAACAAUCAACUGACCCACAUCAUUGACAGGGUACGCAUUGUGGGUGGAACCAGUUGGUAGAACAAUCAACUGACCCACAUCAUUGACAGGGUACGCACUGUUGGCGGAACCAUUUGGUAAAACAAUCAACUGACCCACAUCAUUGACAGGGUACGCAUUGUGGGUGGAACCAGUUGGUAGAACCAUCAACAGACCCAAAUCAUUGACAGGGUGGGGCGGUCGGGUAGCCUAGUGGUUAAAGCGUUCGAUCGUCACGCAGAAGACCCGGGCUCGAUUCCCGACAUGGGUACAAUGUGUGAAGCCCGCCGUGAUAUUGCUGGAAUAUUGCUAAAAGCGGCGUAAAACCAUACUCACUCACUCACUCACUCAUUGACUCAGGGUACGCAUUGUGGGUGGAACCAGUUGUUAGAACACGCAACAGACCUACAUCAUUGACAGGGUACGCACUGUGGGUGGAACCAGUUGUUAGAACACGCAACAGACCUACAUCAUUGACAGGGUACGCACUGUGGGUGGAACCAGUUGUUAGAACACGCAACAGACCUACAUCAUUGACAGGGUACGCACUGUGGGUGGAACCAGUUGUUAGAACACGCAACAGAC
Messenger RNA from Haliotis rufescens (red abalone), 5372 nucleotides. Its product is annotated as TWiK family of potassium channels protein 18-like. NCBI's taxonomy places the organism in Eukaryota, Metazoa, Mollusca, Gastropoda, Lepetellida, Haliotidae. Gene Ontology annotation, cellular component: membrane. The coding region runs from base 687 to 1841 and encodes 384 amino acids. Gene Ontology annotation, biological process: stabilization of membrane potential; potassium ion transmembrane transport. The transcript is spliced from 3 exons. Gene Ontology annotation, molecular function: potassium ion leak channel activity. The record is from RefSeq and is a predicted model, not a curated record.